AACAGGAUGAAUUUUGGACAUUUGCCUGAAAGUUGACCGUUAAACUAGCUAACGUUCGUCUCAUUUUGGGGACAGUUUUCCUUUUUAAGCGUGUAUUUGUUCAUUUAUGUCGUUGUUUUGUAUUGUUUAAAAGUAUAAUAUUAUAUCAAGCUAUAUUAUAAAAUCAAUUUUGAGUGUGUGUUGCUUGAACUUGCCUUGAAUUACAGGUAAAAAAAAUCGUUGACAGCGACAUCUUGAGGCGACGGGAGCUAACUGUCCAGGUUAGCGAGCCGGUGGCUAACUGUUAGCUAACGUUAGCCAGCCUGCCCAGUUUGCAGACACGUCUACAGACAGUCCGCCACCACCACCACCACCACCGCCGCCGCCGCCGCUGCUGCUGAAUACUACACACAUGUUGAACUCCUGCUGGAAGAAAUGCUAGCUACGAAUAAGGAUUUAUCUGCCUUUCGCACAUACAUAAAUUGAGCACAGCCUCCCCUUAUCAGAUUUGAAUAAUGACUUACAGGGAAUCGCUCUCUGCUGCAGACAGAAUUACAGCUCCCGAUCCAGCCAUGUUCGGCACAGAGUCAUCAUUAAGCAUGUUUCUCAACACCCUGACACCCAAGUUCUACGUGGCUCUGACGGGCACUUCCUCCCUCAUAUCAGGACUCAUAUUGAUCUUUGAAUGGUGGUAUUUCAGGAAAUAUGGGACGUCCUUCAUAGAGCAGGUGUCUGUGAGCCACCUGCGCCCCCUGCUGGGCGGAGUGGACAGCAGCUCCCCCAGCAACUCAAACACCAGUAAUGGGGAGGCCGACUCCAAUCGACAGAGUGUAUCUGAAUGUAAAGUCUGGAGAAAUCCGCUGAAUUUAUUUCGAGGAGCUGAAUAUAAUCGGUAUACGUGGGUAACGGGUCGAGAACCGCUAACGUACUACGACAUGAAUCUGUCAGCACAAGACCACCAGACCUUCUUUACCUGCGACUCAGACCACCUCCGGCCUGCUGAUGCUAUUAUGCAGAAGGCGUGGAGAGAGAGGAACCCACAGGCUCGCAUCUCUGCUGCACAUGAAGCUCUGGAGCUCGAAGAUUGUGCAACAGCAUACAUCCUGCUGGCAGAGGAGGAGGCCACCACCAUCAUGGAGGCCGAGCGUUUGUUUAAACAGGCUCUAAAAGCUGGAGAGGGCUGCUACCGCCGAAGCCAGCAGCUCCAACACCACGGUACACAAUAUGAAGCCCAGCACAGAAGGGACACCAAUGUGUUGGUGUACAUAAAGAGGAGACUGGCCAUGUGCUCCAGAAAGCUUGGCCGAACAAGAGAAGCAGUUAAAAUGAUGAGAGAUUUGUGUGUUUUCCAGUUAAUGAAGGAGUUCCCUCUCCUCAGUAUGUUCAACAUCCACGAGAACCUGCUGGAGUCACUGCUAGAGCUCCAGAACUACGCCGACGUCCAGGCCGUUCUGGCCAAGUACGACGAUAUUAGCUUACCCAAAUCUGCAACAAUAUGCUACACAGCAGCCUUGCUCAAAGCCAGGGCGGUAUCGGACAAGUUCUCUCCAGAGGCAGCGUCCAGGCGAGGGCUGAGCACAGCAGAGAUGAAUGCAGUAGAAGCCAUCCACAGAGCGGUGGAGUUCAACCCUCACGUCCCCAAAUAUCUGCUGGAGAUGAAGAGUCUGAUUCUUCCUCCAGAACACAUCCUGAAGCGAGGCGACAGCGAGGCCAUCGCCUACGCCUUCUUCCACCUGCAGCACUGGAAAAGGGUGGAGGGGGCGCUCAACCUGCUACACUGCACCUGGGAAGGAACGUUCAGAAUGAUCCCAUAUCCUCUGGAGAAGGGUCACCUGUUCUAUCCCUACCCCAUCUGCACAGAGACAGCAGACAGAGAGCUGCUACCCACAGUGUUUCACGAGGUGUCAGUCUACCCGAAGAAGGAGCUGCCCUUCUUCAUCCUCUUCACAGCCGGUCUCUGCUCCUUCACCGCUAUGCUGGCUCUGCUCACACACCAGUUCCCCGAACUCAUGGGAGUGUUUGCUAAAGCUUUCCUCAGCACGCUGUUCGCUCCUCUGAACUUCAUCAUGGAGAAGGUGGAGAGCAUCCUGCCGUCCAGCCUCUGGCACCAACUCACCCGCAUCUGACCCCCAACCGAACCGAACCGAACCGGACCAGAAUCAAGACCCCGUGUACCAGGAGCCGACCUCCAUCCAGACAGAAACAGCUGAACUGAAACCCAGAACGCUGCGUUGGACUGGACUGACACACCUUUGUGCCAAGAUUAACGAGUUCAAACCAAACUGAGAACAGACGACGGGAGGAGGCAUGAAACAAAAAGGCAAAAACAACGGAAUUCAGAAUUGGUUUUGACUUUAUUUGAUAUGUUUGCAUUUUUUUGGGUUUUCAAUUAUUUAAAGCUGUUCUUUUGUUGUACAAAAAGAGGUGAUCAAUUGCCAUCAUUAAAAAAGUGAAAAGACAAAAAAAUACAAUAAAGGACUUUUUGUGUA
Messenger RNA from Thunnus maccoyii (southern bluefin tuna), 2468 nucleotides. Its product is annotated as suppressor of tumorigenicity 7 protein homolog. The coding region runs from base 495 to 2105 and encodes 536 amino acids. NCBI's taxonomy places the organism in Eukaryota, Metazoa, Chordata, Actinopteri, Scombriformes, Scombridae. The transcript has 17 exons. The record is from RefSeq and is a predicted model, not a curated record.